AGACUCGAGGCGAAUGUGCUGCCUGGGCACCUGGCGUGGCAUGGUGGACACACCGCGCGACGAUGCGCGCCCCAGACACCCCUCGGGCGCGGGGCCGGCUUGCGGCGGACCGCGCACCGGGGGCAGCCGCUGCCGCCUGCGCGGACUUCGUCAAAGGAGUGCACGCGCGCCUCCGGCAGGAGCUGCGGGACGCGCUGGAGGCGGCCGAGGCGGCGGGGGCCGCGCCCCUGACGGACGCCGCGCGGGCGCGGGUGGAGCGGGAGGUGUGGGGCGCCCACCUGCAGCGCGCGGCCCGCCUGGAGGAGUACGCGCGGGCGAUGGACGCCCUGGCCACCCAGGUCUGGGAGCACAGCCCCGCGAGCGAGCCCAUGCCGAGGGGAACGCGAGGUGCUCGGCGGGCUCUGACGCGAUCGAGAACCGGUACGACUGGGUGCACAGCGCGUGCCAGGCCUGGUUCUUCGGCAGCGGGGCCGCGUCCGGCAUGCAGGCGGUGCUGGCGAAGGAGGCCCGGGCGAGGCAGUUCCAGCAUGGCCUGCCGGCGGGUGCGCCAGGAGGCGGCUGCGAAGGCCCCGGCCCAGAGCUGCCGGAUUCAUGGGCGAGGCCGCUGCGGCUGCUGGACGUGGGAUCCAACAACAACUUCUUGGGCCGCCAUGGUGAGCGCUUCGGCUGCCUCUUCGACGUCGUCGCCAUGGACAUAUCAAUGAUCCUCGGGACGUGUGUUAGCCCAAUGGGUGUAUGCCCCGCUCAAAUCCACCAGUAGCGCGCAGCGUGUGCCGGCCCUCAUUACGUUGCCGUCGUCGUGACCAAGGAAUUUUCGGUGGACAAGCAUAGGUUGGCGCCAAUGCACGUUUCGGGGAUCAUCGAACAUAGCGCCUGCCCACGAGUCUGUCGUCCGCGGCGACUUCCUGGAGCUGCCAGUCGCCAGUGGGGCAGAGGCUGCCCCUGGCGCCUGGCCGGCGGCCACCUUCGACGUGGUCCUGUUCUCGCUGCUGCUGUCCUACAUGCCCACCACGCGCAUGAGAUACAGGUGCUGCAGGCAGGCCCGCCGCCUGCUGAAGCGGCACGGGCUGCUCAUCGUGUUCGACCCCGACUCGCGCGGCCACCACAGGAGCGUGCAGUGGAUGAAAGACUGGAGGGCGGCCAUCGAGGGGCUGGGCUUCAGGCGCUGGCGCUACCGGAAGGCGCUGCACAUGCACUGCCUUGCCUUCCGGGCCGUCGACGAGCCGGCCUGCGCCGAGGGCGACGGGGACCACGCGCUGAUGCGCAUACCGCAGGACGACCCGGCCUGAGGCGGCAGAGGGUGCCCCCCUCCGCGGACGCGUGGUAGCAUCCGCCCGCGAGAACGGACAGCGCUCUUCUCAGGAGGAA
Messenger RNA from Prorocentrum cordatum, 1368 nucleotides. The record is from the annotation of a GenBank genome assembly. Lineage: Eukaryota; Dinophyceae; Prorocentrales; Prorocentraceae.